Molecule: messenger RNA, 1975 nt
Organism: Triticum dicoccoides
Lineage: Eukaryota; Viridiplantae; Streptophyta; Magnoliopsida; Poales; Poaceae
Product: DNA (cytosine-5)-methyltransferase DRM2-like
Exons: 8
Coding region: 55-1863 (602 amino acids)
Cellular component (GO): nucleus
Molecular function (GO): DNA (cytosine-5-)-methyltransferase activity; protein binding
Source: RefSeq, a predicted model, not a curated record
GGAGCUGUCUAGGACUUGGCCGGGUGCUUCCGCUCUCCAGGCAGUUCAGGAACAAUGGCGGUGAUAGUGGACUUGGUUAGCGAUGAUGAUGUGUUCGAAUUGGACGAGGGCAAUGAUGGUCAGGUUGGGGUCUCGUCUUAUCCAGCCCGGAGAAACGCGGAUGCUCCUGGCCCGUCCAGGCUGGUGAGGCAGGACGCUGAUGGGAUGGCCAACGGGGCAACUCCUUCUGCCUCGUUAGUUGGGAUGUAUGUAGAAAUGGGUUUCCUGAAAGAGAUGGUAUUGAAGGCCAUCAAAGAGAUUGGGAAGAGGGACGAAAGUGCAGUGCUGUCACUACUUCUUGCAUAUACGGAAGAUGACGACUCAGUGGGUAGCUGCUCUACUUCUCGCCGCAUCCCCCAGCGUGUUGAAGAUGAUGAUGAUGAUGAUGAUGAAGAAGAUGAUGAUUUUGAUUUUGAAGACUGGGAUGAUGAUGUUGAUGCUGGCCAAAGGGAUCCUCACUCUGAUGGUUCUGGUGAUGAGGAGUUCCUACAAGAGAUGUCACAGUUGGACAAGCAAAUCAAGUCCUUAGUGGACAUGGGAUUUCCUGAAGAUGAAGCAAACAGAGCUCUUAGAAGAUGUGGUCUGGAUACCCCUAUGCAUGUACUGGUUGAUUCUAUCUAUGCAUCACAGCAUGACCAUGAGGUUAUGGAUGAGAAUCGCUUCAGUUCCUGUGUGGGGAGAAAGAAAGCAAGGUUCACAGAAGAUAGCAAGAAGAGGAAAAGAUACGGAGGUGGAGCACAUGGAAGUCAACCCCCAUGGGAUGGUGGUCAUGAAGAGUCAAUUUCUCUGCCAAAGCCAAUGGUGGGAUUUGGCCUACCUGGUGACCGACCACGGUCAGUGGGCAGAUGGCUUCCUGCACAUAGUAUGAGAGCACCUUUCUUCUAUUACGAGAAUGUGGCACUUGCUACUAAAGGUGCCUGGGCAGAAAUUUCAAGAUCCAUAUAUGGUAUUGAGCCAGAGUUCGUAGACUCGAAGUACUUCUGCGCAGCGUUAAGGAAACGGGGUUACAUCCAUAACCUCCCAACUGAGGGAAGGUCAGUUUUGCGUCCCAUCCCUCCGAAGACCAUUUUCGAGGCCUUCCCCCAGUACGAGACGUGGUGGCCCUCGUGGGACCAAAGAAGGCAGCUCAAUUGCCUACAAACUUGUAUGGCAAGCGCAAAGCUGACUGAACGGAUCCACCGUGCUCUUGCAAACUCGACCGAUCCACCAACUCAAGCUGUUCAGAAACGUGUGCUGGAAGAGUGCAGGAAGUGGAAUUUGGUAUGGAUCGGGAAAAACGAAGUUGCUGCAUUGGAUUCUUUGGAAAUGGAGUUUCUGCUUGGUUAUCCAAGGGACCAUACCAGGGGAGCCAGCAAGAAAAAGAGAGACAAAUGCCUUGGAAAUUCAUUCCAAGUCGAUACUGUUGCUUUUCAUCUGUCAGUGCUGAAGGAUAGGUUUCCAUGUGGUAUGAACGUGCUGUCCCUGUUCAGUGGUAUCGGAGGAGCAGAGGUUGCCCUUCACAAGCUUGGCAUACGGAUGAAGACCGUGGUUUCUGUGGAAAUCUGCGAAGCGAGUAGGAACAUCUUGAGAACUUGGUGGGAUCAGACUCAGGAUGGCACUCUGAUAGAGUUUCGUGAUGUGCAGUCUCUCACGCAUGAAAAUAUCGCAUCACUUAUCAGACAACUUGGUGGCUUUGACUUGGUGAUCGGGGGAAGCCCAUGUAACAACCUUGCCGGCAGCAACCGGCACCACCGUGUUGGCUUGGAGGGCGACCAGUCUGUGUUGUUUCGUGACUAUGUUAGAAUCUUGAACUCUAUCAAGUCGAUUAUGGCGAAUGUAGGAUGAUGAUUGCAUUCCAUGUUCUUCUAGUCCUUAUCCUUAGAAACCCUACUUCAUUUAGGUUUGGAACAUCAAGUAACUGUGGUGAAAGUUUAUUUUGUAGACAGACCGGAUAAAC